AUGGCGACUAAAGCCGAAGCUGGCGACACCAACUUCACUAUAUUUAUCCGCUUGCCAUUUCCAAGAUAUCAGUUUAUUGAUCCCCCACCAGUGGAAUGGAAUGCGAUAAAGGACCAGGCGUUGUGGGACAUUUUGUCCCGUCCAUCCAAGGGAGAUAAUAUUGAUUGGAAAAUUCUGGCCGAUAAUUUCCAUGUUACUUUGCCAUUCUUACUUCAGCAAGCAGCAUGGUUAUAUGAUCGACAACUAUCCCAGGUUCGAGCUCAGAUGCGGCGGUUUGACCAAACUGCACAAUCAAACUCACCUUCACCCUCGGCUGCUUCCGGCUCUGUGACAGGCAGUAUGGCCUUGGGGGGAUUGACAUCAAAGGCCAGUAAUCACGGUCGGCGCACGAGCUCUACUUCGACAACAACUAUUAAUCAGUUUCGUGGCUCCCGUGACCCUUUUCGAGCAGAGACUCCUACAACAGAGAGCAAUCUGAAUGAACAACCACGCGAGUCGUUCUCAUAUCGCCCAUCAACCAAUAAACGAGACCAACCUCCCCUAGCUCCACUUCCACAUUCUUCUCCACUAGCAGAAGCGGAUCUUUCAUCAAGCUCUUCCGAUUCCGACUCGGAAAGAGAUGCGAACUCUGCAGCACAACGCUUUCGGCGAUUUGAGGAGUUCUCCAUGCACCAGGUUGGCCUGCGGGAUGAUGAAAAUGACGAGGAUGACUUGCCUGCAUUCCUGCCAAUUACCCGCGAGUUUGAGAAUGGUCGUACGGAUCGCGCUGGUCAAGAGCUCAGCACAACGGUACGUCUAGAUGCAGAACGUGCGGCAAUGGGUCGUCGGCAUGCUGCAGCUCGACCUAGCAAUCAUCCCGCUGGCUCGGAAUCAUCUGCUAGCUCCAUGAGCUCUGGUGCUCCGGUCGUUGUUCGGAAUGAAAGCUCCCGAGCAGGACACGCAUCUGGUACUUUAGGCUCACCGCGAGUGGGUGAUAUGCCUCGAAUACAUCCUGCCAAGUCAAACAAUUCCGGGAGGGGCACAAGUGACGGGACCCCGAGCAUGGGGAGUAGUUUUAGCGACUUGGAUGACGCUAGCGUGACACAGUCCGCGUUGGAGGAGGCCCUUAUGAGUAACAUGCAACACGGAGGAAUGGCAAGUCGGAUGAGUACUAUUAGCCAAGCUUUGCGUAGUCGUUAUUUGCAAUAA
Messenger RNA from Penicillium angulare, 1188 nucleotides. RefSeq lists its product as uncharacterized. Bases 1 to 1188 code for a protein of 395 amino acids. The record is from RefSeq and is a predicted model, not a curated record. Lineage: Eukaryota; Fungi; Ascomycota; Eurotiomycetes; Eurotiales; Aspergillaceae. Gene Ontology annotation, cellular component: phagophore assembly site. The transcript is spliced from 6 exons. Gene Ontology annotation, biological process: autophagosome assembly.